Molecule: messenger RNA, 372 nt
Organism: Orycteropus afer afer
Lineage: Eukaryota; Metazoa; Chordata; Mammalia; Tubulidentata; Orycteropodidae
Gene: LGALS2
Product: galectin 2
Molecular function (GO): carbohydrate binding
Source: RefSeq, a predicted model, not a curated record
AAGAACAUGGACAUGAAGUUGGGGACAACCCUGACGAUCAAGGGCAAGAUUGCCAACGAUGCUAAUGACUUUGUGAUUAACCUGGGCCAGGGGGCCGAGAAACUGAACCUGCAUUUCAACCCCCGCUUCAAGGAGUCCACCAUCGUCUGCAACUCUCGGGAUGGCACCUGGGGCCAGGAGCAUCGGGACAAUCACCUGUGCUUCAGCCCAGGGUCAGACGUCAAGCUCAACAUCACCUUUGAGGACAACCAGUUCAAGGUGAAGCUGCCAGAUGGACACACUGUGACCUUUCCCAACAGACUGAGCCACAGCCACUUGAGCUACCUGUGUGUGAAGGGGGGCCUCAAGAUCUCCUCCUUCAAGUUUCACUGA